AUGGCGGAGCAGGUGGAGCCUGGUGGGCAGGCGAAGGGGAAGUCCUCGAGGAUGGAUGGAGAAUCAGUUUCUUCACCGAUUGAAUUUGGAGCUAAUGGUGUUGAUUCAUCCAGAUCUGGUAAGAGAAGUCGUGGAAUUAAUGGACCGAAUUUGGAUGCUGAACGUGAUACGGCUGCUCUGCACCUGGAGCCUAAUGUGAGUUUCAAAGACAAGCUUAUGAAAUCAUCUCGGCGACUUGUCUCGGUUGCUAUAUCUGAUUUUGAUUUUGAUCCUGAUCUCGUUGACGGGGACGUGUCAUUCUCUCGUGAGGUGAAAGGGCCUAUCGUUACAUUCUCUGAAAAAGCUGUGACGAAAUUUGGUAAGGAUUGGCAUGAUGCUCUGGUCAUCAAACUUCUUGGGCGAUCGCACACUUAUAAUUUUUUGUUGAACAGGCUGAGGCAAAAAUGGCAAUUAAAAGGAGGUAUGCAGCUUAUUGACAUUGAUCAUGAUUUUUAUAUUGUUAAAUUUGAUUUGGAAGAGGAUAAGGAGUUUGUUUUAACUGGUGGACCUUGGAUAAUUGCGGGUCAGUAUUUGACAAUUCAAAAAUGGAGACCAGGAUUUGUACCUGCAACUGAGGUUAUGACUCGUAUGGCUGUAUGGGUCAGGAUAAUGGGUGUUCCAAUUGAGUAUUUUAAUGUUUGGGCUAUGAGGAAGAUAGGUAGUGUGCUGGGAAAACUGUUGAAGAUUGAUGUAAACACUAAUUCUCAAUACAGGGGAAAAUUUGCUAGAAUUUGUGUUGAGAUUGAUGUGACUAAGCCUCUUGAAGCGUUUAUUCAAAUUAAUGAUAGAUGGUACAAUUUGGAGUAUGAGGGUAUGCCAGAAAUUUGUUUUGGAUGUGGUCGUUAUGGGCAUAAGAGGGAGAGCUGUACUUGGAGCGUUGAUCCUAUGGCGGAAAAGGUUGAUGGUGGUGAAAAUGAGAGUAAUAUGAUGAAUAUGGAUGAGCCUAUAGUAAAGGCUGCUCAAAGUAGCGAUGAUGUUUCUUCUAUUCAUGGUAAUUGGAUGCAAGUUAACCCUAGAGGUAGACCUCGGAAAAUAAAUAAUGGACAGAGAGGUGUUGAUGGUGCUUUUAAUGGGCAGGGGUCAAGGUUCAGUGUGCUCAAUGGGGAAGAUAAAAGUCUGAAUGAGGGAAAUGUGGGAAGUGGCACAAAUGGUGAGAAGGGUGAAGGUUCUAUUGAAAGGAAAAUUUGGGGGGUUAGGAAGAAGAAGGAAGCUAGUGAUCGGGAUGCACUUGCUGAUAUAUCUAACUGUGGUGGAAAGCCAUCUACGCAUAAUUUGGGGCAACUAAGACAACCUUUAGUGAGAAGGUCAAGUUCUAGUUCGAUUAGUAAUGUUGAGGAUCAGCCGUUCAAAUUUAAUGUUAAUGCCUUCAAGACUGAUAUGUACUAUGGUUCAAAUAUGUCGAAGGGAACCUAUAUUUUUGGUCACCAACCAUCUAAUGCUAGUGGUAGCGAUGUUGAGUUAGCUGCGUGUGAUCUGGAUCCAGGUGAAGAGAUGAUGAAUACUGAUCAUACUAUUCCAGUAUGGAACUCUAGAGGUGCUGGUUGCACCAAGUUUAAAGAUAAUGUUGCAGAAUUAAUUAACAUUCACCAAAUGGAGAUUUUGGUUAUUUGUGAGCCCAGGAUUAGUGGUCAGAAAGCUAUUUCAGUUGUGAAAUCUCUUGGUUUUCCGUGCUUUGAGAUUGUGGAUGCUGUUGGCUUCUCUGGUGGUUUGUGGAUGUUGUGGAAGGAUUCUAGAUUAAAGGUGGAAGUUAUCGGUACCACUGACCAAGCUAUUUCUGUUGUUGUGGAUGGUGUUGGUCAGAACCAUUGGAUUUUCACCGCUGUCUAUGCUAGCCCUUGUGUUACUAAAAGAGAAAGAUUGUGGGAUUAUUUAGAUUUUGUAGCUGAUUGUCAUCAAUUGCCUUGGUUAAUUGCUGGGGAUUUCAAUGACAUGUUGUGUGUGGAUGAUAAACUUGGUGGUGCUCCAUUAUGCAGAUUAAAAGGCUUCAAAUCCUGGGUGGAUAGGAAUUAUAUGAUUGAUUUGGGUUUUAUUGGUCCUAAAUUUACUUGGACUAAUAAAAAAGUGUUAGAAAGAAUUGAUCGUGGGAUUUGUAAUAUGAGUUGGAGGAGCCUUUUCCCUGAAGCUUAUGUUCACCAUCUCCCGCGAACCAAGUCAGAUCACUGCCCUAUUAAGAUAUGCUUAAAUUCUCAUAAGUCAUUUUCUCCCAAUCAUCGUCCUUUUCGUUUUGAAGCUAUGUGGUUGAGGCAUGAAAAUUUUAAGGAGUUUGUUGAUGGUUAUUGGAGUAAUGGUGGAGGUUCGGUUGUUGAUAAAACUUGUGCUCUUGUUGAACCGCUUAAGAAGUGGAAUAUUCAAGUCUUUGGUCAUCUCAAACAGAGAAAGCGCAAACUUCUAGCAAGAAUUGAUGGGAUUCAAAAAGCUUUGUGUCGUGGGCCUAAUAAAUUUCUUUCUAAAUUGGAGGAUGAGUUGAUUUCUGAUUAUAAUGAAGUUCUAAAUGAGAAGGCUAUAUUUUGGCAUCAAAAGUCUCGGUUGAGGUGGCUUCAAGAAGGUGAUCGUAAUACAAAAAUUUUUCAUCUCACUACUAUUGUAAGGAGGAGAAGAAAUAGAAUUGAGGGCCUCAUUAACAAUCAAGGUGCUUGGAUAUCGGAGUCUUCUGAUAUGAAAAAGUUGGCAGUUGAGUACUUUCAAACUAUUUUUUCGCAUGGGCAAAAGUCUAAGCAAAUGGAAUGUCUUCCUAAUCUUUUUCCUGAUAUUAAUGUUGCUGUUCGUGAAGCUCUUACUAAAGAUAUUGAUAUGGUUGAAGUCAAGGAAAGCCUCUUUAAUAUUGGAGGCCUUAAAGCUCCACGUAUUGAUGGGUUUCCUGCUUGCUUUUAUCAAAGUCAGUGGAAUAUAUGUGCUAAUGAUAUCUUUGAUAUGGUAUGGAAUGCUUUUCACUCAAGGAGAUUGCCUGCUGGGUUAAACAGUACGCUGAUUACAUUGGUCCCUAAAAUUGAUAAUCCUCAAAAGAUGUUGAAUUUUAGGCCUAUUAGUCUCUGUUGCACUCUUUAUAAAGUGAUCUCUAAAAUCAUUGUUGCUAGAAUCAGACCUCUCUUGCCUCAUCUAAUUAGUCCUAAUCAGGCUAGUUUUGUUCCUAGUAGACAAAUUUCUGACAAUGUCCUCAUUGCUCAAGAAAUUCUUCACAAGUUCAGAAUGUCAAAAGGCCAAAAAGGAUUUUUAGCCUGGAAAAUUGAUCUCUCUAAGGCGUAUGACAGACUUAAUUGGAAGUUUAUUGAGUAUGUGCUGAAUGAGGUUGGGUUGCCUUCGAAUUUGAUUCAACUUAUGAUGGAAUGUGUAUCCACAGUUAGGUACCAAAUUUGUUUCAAUGGUGAAUUAACAGAUGGUUUUAUUCCUCAAAACGGUAUUCGGCAAGGGGAUCUUUUGUCCCCUUAUUUGUUUGUUCUAUGUAUUGAGAAACUCUCCCAUUUAAUUUCUGCAACUGUGAACAAAGGAAGGUGGAAACCUGUUAAGGCUUCUCAAUCUGGACCUAGGGUAUCUCAUCUCUUUUUCGCUGAUGAUUUAAUGUUGUUUUCUGAAGCUACUCCUAAGCAAGCAAGAGUAAUGAAGAGGUACCUUGAACAAUUUUGCAAAGCUUCUGGUCAAGCUGUUAACUUUGAAAAAUCUGUUCUUUAUUGUUUUCCAAACACGUCCAGGGCUUGUCUUAAGAGUAUUAGUACAAUUUGUGGGUCUCCUGUCUUUGAGAGUCUUGGGAAUUAUUUAGGAAUGCCUCUAAUUCAGACUAGAGUUUCAAAGGCUACUUAUUCGGGCGUUAUUGAUAAAGUUCAGAAGAGGUUGGCAACUUGGAAGAGCAAGGUAUUGUCCAUGGCUGGAAGAAUUACCUUAAUUCAAGCUGUUACCUCGUCCAUACCAGUUUAUGCCAUGCAAACGACCAAGCUUCCGGCCAGUGUGUGUGAAGAGUUAGACAAGGUGAAUAGGGAUUUUUUGUGGGGGGAUACCGAUCAAAAGAAAAAAGUCCAUUUGUGCCAAUGGAGUAUGGUUUGCAAACCUAAAAGUAAGGGUGGUUUGGGGAUUAAGAGAGCUUGUGUAAUGAAUCAGGCUCUUUUAGCUAAGUUAGGGUGGAGGAUUCAUGCUAAGGACUCUGGUCUUUGGUCUCAAAUUUAUCAGGCUAAGUAUUUGAAAGGCUAUUCUAUUUUAGACCCCAAAAUUCAUGAAAGAACUGAGUGUUCUUAUUCUUGGAAAGGAAUUUUGUAUGGAGUUAAUCUUCUUAAAAAGGGCAUGACUUGGAGAAUUGGCAAUGGUGAGAGUGUGAAAUUUUGGAAGGAUUCAUGGGUCUUAAAUGUCCCUUUAAUGGAAACUAUUGAUGUUGCUAACAUCUCCAAUAUUGAUUGUGUUGUCUCUGAAUUUUUAAGAAAUGGUUGGUGGGAUAUUGAUAAGCUCAGAGAUGUGUUGCCAGAGGAUAUGGUUCAAAAAAUUAUAUGUCGGCCUGCUGGUACUACUGGUGCAGGUAUGGAUAAAAUUAUUUGGAGAUGUGCUUCUAAUGGAGUUUUCACCGUUAAGUCAGCUUAUAAUCUUUUCUUUGAUGAAGAGGAUUUGCCUGAUUCAUGCUGGGAUUUUAUUUGGAGAGUUAAUGUUCCACCGAAGCUAAAAGUUUUUCUUUGGUUGAUGAGUAAAGGGAGAUUGCUUUCUAAUGAGCAACGAGUUAGAAGACAAUUAACUUCUGAUUCUUCUUGUAUGACUUGUUGUGGACCAAUUGAAUCCAUUGCUCAUAUUUUUAAAGAUUGUUCCAGGGCUAUGUGUAUCUGGAAAAGUAUGGGAGUUCCAUGGCAACUGAGGAAUGCCCAGAAUCUUGAGUUUAAGGCUUGGUUGCUGGCAAAUCUGAAAGUAAGUUCAAAAGGGACCAAUGAGGGUGCUUGGUGUACUCUUUUCCUUUUUAUUUGUUGGCAUAUUUGGAAGUGGAGAAACAAGCAGAUUUUUGAUGUCAAUUUUGUCAUGCCUAUGUAUCCAAAAGCGAUCAUUGAGAGAGAUGUGGAUGAAUGGUUGAAGGCUUGUGUGAAGUAUUCUGUCAAACCUGUAAAGAGGCAAAUUUCUCUCUCUUGGGAUCAUCCUGAUGUAGGUUGGUGUAAGCUAAAUGUGGAUGGGUCUAGAAGGACAAAUUCUGGUCGAAUUGGGGCUGGUGGCGUUCUAAGAGAUCAUAAUGGCAACUGGUUAGGUGGCUUUGCUGUGAAUUUGGGACAAGGGCAGGUUUGUGAUGCUGAAUUAUGGAGUUUAUACUUUGGUUUACAGCUUGCUAUUGAUAAGGGUGCUACUGAGCUUCAUAUUGAGAUGGAUUCCAAGGCUGUUAUUAUGUUGUUGAAGCAAUCCCAAGUUGAUAAUUUCCAUCCUUUGGAGACAAUUAUGCAUAGCUGCAGAUUAAUGAUGAGACAAUUGAGGAGGUGUGAAUUGAAUCACGUUUAUAGAGAGAAGAAUAUUGUGGCGGAUCAGUUGGCUAAUUGGAGUUAUAACAUGGAUAUUGGUGUUCUUGUUUUUGAUGAGCCUCCUGUGUGGAUUAGAUCAGCUCUCAUUGAUGAUGCUGCUGGAGUCCCUCGGACUCGGUUUGCUGUUGGUUUGUAG
This is a messenger RNA of Malus domestica (apple), 5643 nucleotides long. NCBI's taxonomy places the organism in Eukaryota, Viridiplantae, Streptophyta, Magnoliopsida, Rosales, Rosaceae. The record is from RefSeq and is a predicted model, not a curated record.